GCGGAACAAGGAAACGACCUCUAACCGGAUCUUUGGUUCCGCGUUCAUUCAUUAGAGGAGCUAUGGGAGCUGCAUGAGAGGAGUUCCCUGGACUGUUUUCAAGGAUUUCGUGGUUUUUAAGGCUCUCUGUGUCAAGUAAAGCGCGCUGUUUACCUGUGCGACGUCGGCAAAGUGAACCGGACCAUCGACAUGUCGGAGGAAGCAAAUUCUCCGGACGGCAAUGGCAAGGUGUGUCGGGUCAUUCGGAUUGGAACCCGCAAGAGCCAGUUGGCUCGCAUCCAGACUGACAGCGUGGCGGCAAAGUUGAAAGAACUGAACCCUGACAUCAACUUGGAAAUAGUUGCCAUGUCAACGACAGGAGACAAAAUUCUUGACACAGCUUUAUCUAAGAUUGGCGAGAAGAGUUUGUUCACCAAAGAGUUGGAGAACGCUCUGGAGAGGAACGAGGUUGAUCUGGUUGUUCACUCGCUGAAAGACCUUCCCACCACUCUGCCUUCAGGAUUCACCAUCGGGGCUGUGCUGAAGAGAGAAAACCCCCACGAUGCAGUUGUUUUACACCCAAAACAUGCAGGGAAAACUCUCGAGACUCUGCCAGAAAACAGUGUGAUUGGCACCAGUUCACUGCGCCGCGCCGCUCAGCUGAAGAAGAGAUUCUCCCACCUGGAGUUCAAAGAUAUUCGUGGGAACCUGAACACGCGUCUGAAGAAGCUGGAUGAGAAGGCGGACUUUGCUGCCAUCAUCCUGGCUGCUGCCGGCCUCAGGAGAAUGGGUUGGGAUAACCGGAUCAGCCAGAUCCUUGGGCCUGAAGACUGUAUGUACGCUGUUGGACAGGGGGCUCUUGCAGUGGAGGUUCGGGCCAGAGAUGCAGACAUCCUGGAGAUGGUGUCUGUCCUCCAUGACCCAGACACUGUGCUACGCUGCAUAGCUGAGAGAGCUUUCCUCAGACACCUGGAGGGUGGGUGCAGUGUUCCGGUGGCUGUACACACCGAAGUGAAGGACUCCCAGCUCUACCUGACGGGGGCAGUGUACAGCCUGGACGGAUCAGACAGUCUGAAGGAAACCAUGCAGACUAGCAUUGCUGCUAAUGAUAAGAGCAUAGAGGAGGUGGACGAGCAGUUCCAGCGGGUGGGAGUCACAGCCGGCAAGAUUUCUGGUGAAGCCCAGGACAGGGCUGAGCGACUGGGGAUCGACCUGGCCAACUUACUGCUGAGCAAAGGAGCCAAGGAGAUCCUGACAGUGGCCAGGCAACUCAACGACGCCAGAUAAUCCUCCUCCGGCCCAGGGGCAGGGCUCCGGAGGUGACCAGGUCCUCAGGUGCAGUCAGUCACAGCCUUGUGUCAAGUAAAAACUUGAAUUCCUUUAAUGUUACACAUUUAAAGUUGCGUGAGAAAAAAAAUAAAUAAAAGGUGACUUACUGUGGCACCAGGUUAUCUCAGUAAAUGGCAGAUACAUUUUUUCAGGAUUUUAAACACUACUCGGACCUAAACUCAGUUUGGUAGAAACAGAUUAGUGAGAUUAUCAGUGAAAGUUACAAAAUGGCCUUUAAAUAUUGUCAUCAGUGCUUACAAAACCAUCACUGACUGAUAUCCUCAUGGUGAAACCAUUUUUUUUUAUUUAUUUUUUUUUUUUAUAGCAUGUCAGUAUAGUAGGUAUCAGUAAAUGGGAUGCCACUAAAAUUCGUCAUUCUCAAAAAAUUUCCCUCACAACAUCAGCCUCUAUUAUUGUUCCCCACAAUCAGGUAAAAAGAGGGGUGAACCCAGAGUUCUUCUCUCAGCUCUUAGUUGCAUUGUCACUUGGAAAAGCUGACUUUUGAUGGAACCAAAGAUGAGUUUCAGAGCAUGUUUUCACAUUUUGUGGUUCAGAGCAGCCAACACUACAGUGAAAUAGGUCUUGUUGAGGUGUGAAGAGUUACGAAAUGCCAAUCAUAAUCUCUAUUAAUCUCUCUUCUAGUACUUGAUCAGACCUCUUCCAUGGAAAUAAUAAAGUGUACUGUACAGUAAGUCUCAGAUUGAGUGGUGUUUUAUCAUAUUGGCCUCCUGAAAAAUAAUUUCACUUCUUCAUUCAGCUCGUGUUGAAAUGGAACAUUUUCAACGGAGGAGGUUCACUGCUUUUAAGAGUAUGUUACAGAGAGAGAAUAUAUUUAUUAUACAUGAUGAGAAUCUGGAGACUUUUUUUGUUUACCCCACCUGUGGCCCAGCCAGUGGGGUGCAGCUGCUUUGUACUGAACCUAACAUGAAAUGCAGUCCCACUGCAUGACUGGAGAUUACUUGUUUAACACUGGAGCAGUCCCGGCAUCUGUUUUUAGUUUUCAGCUCAGAUAUUCUUUUGUAUAGCAACAGUUUGUCCUGUUCAUGCUUUGCUGAUAUUGCAUCUGUAAUGCGAUAUCACUACAGAAUGGCUUGCAGCAUCACGUUAAGCAUCAACUGUGAGCUUGUGAUUUUUAAAUACAGUUGUGGAUAUACAUUAGUAUAAUCGAUUGCUUAAAAUGUAAAAAAAAGAGAGCACAGCAGCAAACUUACUCAUUGGCUUUCAUGUACUGGCUAUUGGUUGAAUUAUUGUUGUGCUAGAGAUGCAAACAAAUGUUAUUUAACUUAAACUGAGAAAAAUUACAGAUUAUUUCUAUAAACCAUCACCACCAGUGUUUUACAGCUGUAUUGCACUCAUUACACUGACUGACAGGCCAUUACGGUCUCAUUCAUUCAGAUAGUAUGUUGUGGUGUAGUUAUACUAAAGUACUGUUUCAUUCAACAAACAAAACAAAAAUGAAAUGCCUUAUUGCAUAAUUCUAGCUUCUGCAUCUCAGAAUUAUAACAUAGUUUUCUUGUAAUCACGAGAUGAAGAUCUUGUCAUGGGAAACUAUUCUUGUAGUUAUGACUUGUAAUUUUGACUUAGUAUCAUAAUGACAACAUCCAUAUCUCCUAAUUAUGACAUUGGUAUCUCGGAAUUACGAGAUAUGGACCUCAUACUUGCGGUACAUUUUUCUUGUAAUUAUUACACCGUUUCUCAUAAUUUUCCUUAUGUCCUAAUUAUGAGACUAAGUCAUUAUUACGAGAAUAGAUACUUUUGCGAAUGCAAUGCACGUCUGUAUGGUUCAUCCACAGCUAUUCAAAAUGUUUGUUUUUAUGGAAUUAACAAAGAAAUGAAUGAACAUUUUUUUUUGCUGUACUGUUGUCAUAUAAAAUGAUGUACUCCACAUAUCAAAAACUGAAGUGCUUCCAAAAGCAACAGAUUUUUAAAAGCAACAGAUUUCCAAACUUGUUCACCUUAAUGACUUGCCUUAGUUCCUAUCAAAGUGCCAUCUCAGUAAAUGUAUCAUUUCUGCAUAUAUUUAUCAUAUUGUUUUUCUCUCUUCCUUCAUUCUGCUUCAGUUUACCAACUGUACAUUUAGCGUAAUGUCAUAUUGUACUUCUUUUUAUUUUAUAGCUCUUUAUUGAAUAUUAUGCUUAAUUUAAACCUCCUGAGACAAUGUGAGGCAAUGUUAGCCAUAUUUGUUUUCAGCUUUAAUUUCUGUAUGAAUUAACGUAGAAUGUUUCUGUAUUUACAAUUCUUUACAGUACUUUACAAUACCCAUUGUUACAUUAAUCUGUUAAUGACAAAAUAUUUACGAGUUUUUGUUUUGCCAGCUAUGUGAACAUCGGUCAAAUGAAACCGCUGAUGUCAAGAAACAAAUGUCAAUAAAGCUGUGUUAUAUCUGUC
This is a messenger RNA of Perca flavescens (yellow perch), 3696 nucleotides long. Its product is annotated as porphobilinogen deaminase. NCBI's taxonomy places the organism in Eukaryota, Metazoa, Chordata, Actinopteri, Perciformes, Percidae. The record is from RefSeq and is a predicted model, not a curated record. Gene Ontology annotation, cellular component: cytoplasm. Gene Ontology annotation, biological process: heme biosynthetic process. Gene Ontology annotation, molecular function: hydroxymethylbilane synthase activity. The coding region runs from base 190 to 1266 and encodes 358 amino acids. The transcript has 14 exons.